Messenger RNA from Exophiala bonariae, 1212 nucleotides. RefSeq lists its product as uncharacterized. Bases 1 to 1212 code for a protein of 403 amino acids. Lineage: Eukaryota; Fungi; Ascomycota; Eurotiomycetes; Chaetothyriales; Herpotrichiellaceae. Gene Ontology annotation, biological process: rRNA processing; ribosomal large subunit biogenesis. Gene Ontology annotation, cellular component: nucleolus; nuclear periphery; preribosome, large subunit precursor. The record is from RefSeq and is a predicted model, not a curated record. The transcript has 2 exons.
AUGGUGAAGAAGAGUAAGCUGCUCGCUGCUCUAGACGCCCACCAGGGUCGAGAUUAUGCAGCGGAGAAGAGGAAAACUCAGGUGAAAGCUGCUGAGAAGAGGAAGCGGCAGAAACUUGACAAGGGGGCGCAAGUUGGAGAUGAAGCCAUAAAGUCCGCCACUAAACCCAGUGCUCCCGUCGAGAACGGCAAGAAGCCUGCCGAAGACGAGGAAUUCGCGGAUCUCUCAGACGACGGCUCCGAAGACAACAGCGAUGACCACGAAGAGGAUCCCGAGGCUACCAGCACGAUCCCUCAACCUGACCAACCCAUAGACGCAUCGGCCUCCGAGGCCGAGAACGACUCCGAUGUCGCCCUGUCGGACCUCGACAACGAGGACCUAGAAGACACCAUCCCCCACCAACGCCUCACAAUCAACAACGGACCCGCCCUGAUUGCCUCAAGAAAGCGUAUCGCCCUCCUCGCUAAGCACCGCAGAGACGGCACAAAGACCGACUCAACUCCUUUCCACAUCCACAACUCCCUGAUCUCCACCCUCCCAUCCGCAAAUUUCGCCAUCCCAGACCCCAACGAUGACCUCACACGCGAGCUGGAAUUCUACCGCAUCGCGCGCGACGCUGCUGUGACGGGUCGCGGUCUGUUGAAGAAGGAAAAGGUCCCGUUCACGCGGCCGACGGAUUACUUCGCCGAGAUGGUCAAGACCGAUGAACAUAUGGGCAGGAUCAAGAAGAAGCUGUACGACGAUGCGGCGGGCAAGAAGGCAUCGCAGGAAGCUCGCAAGUUGCGGGAUGCGAAGAAAUUCGGCAAGGCCGUGCAGGUCGCCAAGGAGCAGGAGCGCGCCAAGGAGAAGAGGAACACUCUGGACAAGAUCAAGGAGUUGAAGAGAAAACGCAAGGGCCAAGACAACGGUCAAGUGAACGAGGCCGACAACCGCGGCGACAGUGAUAUCUUCCAAAGCAUCGCCGUCGAAGCCGGGCCGGACAAGGACCGUUCAGGCCGAGAACGUGGAAGCGGUGAUCGCUCCGCAGGCGGUGCCCAGAAGCGGCAGAAGCGGGACCAGAAAUUCGGGUUUGGUGGUAAGAAGCGGUUUUCUAAGAGUGGUGAUGCUGUCAGUAGUGGUGACAUGAGAGGGUUCUCAGCGUCGAAAAUGAAGGGAAAGUCAAAGCCGAUGAGGUUGGGCAAGAGUCGGCGCGCGGGAGGUGCGACUCGGUGA